Molecule: messenger RNA, 487 nt
Organism: Nezara viridula (southern green stink bug)
Lineage: Eukaryota; Metazoa; Arthropoda; Insecta; Hemiptera; Pentatomidae
Source: the annotation of a GenBank genome assembly
UUAGAGUAACUGUUUAAAGGGGCCUCCGUUUUGUUGAAUGCAACAUUCAGCACGACAAAUCCAUGCUUCUCUGGCUCUUCGUAUAGCAUCAGGAUGGUGCUUGAUAGUUACUGUGCUUCCACGAUCCGAUUUCUUAGCUCUUCCUGAGUGCCAACUGCCACAGAAUAAACCAUGGACUUCAUUCAGCCCCACACAAAAUAAUCUAAUAGGGUUAAAUCUGGAGAUCGUUGUUGCUAUUUAACAAGUCCGUUUCGACCAACCCAUCGGUCUCCAUAAGUUGAAUUUAAAAUAAUCAGUGACACUAUUAGAAAAGUGAGCUGUAGCACGGCCAUGCGUAAACCACAGCCUCUGUCUAAUGACUAGCGGAAUAUCUUCAAGGAGUUUAUGAAGAUUAUUUUGCCGAAAAUGUAAGUAAGAUAUACCUGACAGCCUAGAUGGCAAAAAGAAGGGGUCGAUGAUGUUGUCGCUUAGAAGACCACACCAGAGA